Messenger RNA from Propithecus coquereli (Coquerel's sifaka), 1240 nucleotides. It is a transcript of the gene TNFSF8, whose product is annotated as tumor necrosis factor (ligand) superfamily, member 8. Gene Ontology annotation, molecular function: tumor necrosis factor receptor binding. The transcript is spliced from 4 exons. Gene Ontology annotation, biological process: CD8-positive, alpha-beta T cell differentiation; immune response. Gene Ontology annotation, cellular component: membrane. Bases 367 to 1071 code for a protein of 234 amino acids. Lineage: Eukaryota; Metazoa; Chordata; Mammalia; Primates; Indriidae. The record is from RefSeq and is a predicted model, not a curated record.
GGAAGCAGAAGCUGCUUUGUACGCGCACACACACACACACACACACACACACACACACACACACAGUAGAGGAACCGUCAUUUUCCUACGUGCCCUCUGACAUCAGCCACCUUCUCUGUAGUGACAGUUUCUCUGCACUCAAAUUAAUCCCUGGCAAUGAAAAAUGAACCUCUCCCCCACCCGUGCUGCCGCCUGUUGCCUCACGCCCCCAGAGCGGAGUUUCUCCACGAGGCCGUCGGUGAAGGUUUUUUUCCAAGUCACAUGAUCCAGGAUGCAGGGGGAGAAUCCUUCUUGGAACCGAGAUGAGCCCAGAACCGAAUCAGAUGAGGAGAGAUAAGGUGUGAUGUGGGGAAGACUAUAUAAAGAAUGGACCCUGGGCCGCGGCAAGCACUCAGCCAAGGGGCCCCUCCUCGGGACGCAGCCAUGCACGUGCCGGCGGGCUCCGUGGCCAGCCACCUGGGGACCACGAACCGCCGCUACUUCUAUUUCACCACAGCCAUGCUGGCUCUGUGUCUCGUCUUCACUGUGGCCACCAUUAUGGUGCUGAUAGUUCAGAGGAUGGACUCUAUUCCCAACCCACCUGACAACGUCCCCCUUAAAGGAGGAAAUUGCUCAGAGGACCUCUUGUGUAUCCUGAAAAGGGCUCCAUUCAAGAUGUCAUGGGCCUACCUCCAAGUGUCAAAGCAUCUAAACCAAACCAAGUUGUCUUGGAACAAAGAUGGCAUUAUCCACGGAGUCAGAUAUCAGGAUGGGGAUCUGGUGAUCCAGUUCCCGGGUUGGUACUUCAUCAUCUGCCAACUGCAGUUUCUCGUGCAAUGCCCAAAUCAUUCCGUUGACCUGAAAUUGGAGCUUCUCAUCAACAACGAGGCCAAAAAACAGGCCGUGGUGACAGUGUGCGAGUCCGAAGUGCAAACCAAAAACAUAUACCAGAAUCUCUCUCAAUUUCUGCUGAAUUACCUGCAGGUCAACACCACCAUAUCAGUCAAGGUGGAUAAAUUCCAGUAUGUGGACACAGACACCUUUCCCCUUGAGAACGUGUUGUCCAUCUUCUUAUAUAGUAGUUCAGACUGAACAGUUUCUCUUGGGCUUCAGGAAGAAAACAACUCUCUAUAAUACAGUAUUUCGUCCAUCCAAACACUUGGGCAAAAAGAAAACUUUACACCAAGACUGAAACCACAAAGGAUAUUAAAUAGUAUACAUCUCCUUCUGUCUCUUGGAAAGAUAUAACUCCAGGGUUAAA